Messenger RNA from Cicer arietinum (chickpea), 2222 nucleotides. The record is from RefSeq and is a predicted model, not a curated record. Lineage: Eukaryota; Viridiplantae; Streptophyta; Magnoliopsida; Fabales; Fabaceae.
UUUAUAUUUAUUUUUAAAUCAAUUUAUCAACACUUUAGUGCCACUUUUUAAUUCAACAACGCGUGGAUUAAAACUUAUUCAAAACUUCCAAACUCUAUAUAAACCCCCCAAGACCUUAGGACUCAUACACCAAUACAAAUUAUUUGACAAUUGUUAAAGUCAUAGAAAAUUGAAGUGCUAUAAUGGCUACUAAUCAAGAAGAUGUCAAGCUUUUGGGAACUGUGGGAAGCCCAUUUGUGUGCAGGGUACAAAUUGCUCUCAAAUUCAAGGAAAUUCAAUACAAAUUUCUUGAACAAAAUUUGUUCGACAAAAGUGAAUUACUCCUCAAAUAUAAUCCAGUUUAUAAAAAAGUUCCAGUUUUUGUUCACAAUGAACAGCCUAUUUCAGAGUCCCUUGUGAUUCUUGAGUACAUUGAUGAGGUUUGGAAUCAAAACCCCAUUUUGCCCUCUGAUCCUUAUCAAAGAGCAUUGGCUCGUUUCUGGGCUAAGUUCAUUGACGACAAGAUUGUGAGUUCUUCAUUUAAAGCUGUUUUUACGGUUGAUGAUGAGAAAGAGCGUGAAAAGAAUGUUGAAGAAUCAAGUGAGGCUCUAAAGAUUCUUGAGAAUGAGUUGAAGGACAAGUUCUUUGGAGGAGAAGAGUUUGGAUUUGUUGAUAUUGCUGCUGUGUUCAUAGCAUUUUGGAUCCCUUUGGUUCAAGACAUAACAGGGUUGCAAUUGUUCACUGCUGAGAAGUAUCCAAAACUUCACAAUUGGAGCCAAGAAUUUCUCAACCAUCCAGUUGUGAAGGAAAAUUUGCCUCCUAGAGAACCUCUUUUUGCAUUUUUCAAAGGUCGCUAUGAGAGCCUCAUUGCUGCAAAACAGACUUAGAAUUUCAAGUUUGCAGACUUUCGUUAUCUGUCAUUGAGUUUUUUUAUGUUAGGGAUUUCUCCAUGUUAAAGAAAUUCAAUAAUAUUGUUGUCAUUUUUCAUAUUUCAAUCAAUAAAGAAAAGAGUAUUGCUCAAUCCUAAUGGUUAUUUGAAGCAUUGAAUAUGACUGAUGCGAUAUUAAUUGCAAUAGCAGAACAUCAAAAACCUGUUGUGUUGAGGUUGCAGAAAUUUUUGACACUGAUUUGCAUAUUAAAAUUCAUAUUAGGAGAGGUUGAGCAAAAAAAGAAAGAUAUCAGAUUAUAGCUAGAGUGGUAAAUAUCUCCUUUUCCUUGUGGUAGACAGAAGACAAUUGUCAGUGCCAAAGCAGAAGUUGUAAUGGUAUGUUAGUGAUCAUAGAUUCAUAGUUCUAACAGAGAUGUUCGUUUGGAAAAAAUUAGCUGUCUGGUUUGUAUUUGUUGCAUUCAUGGUUUGAGUAGGGAUAAUAACUUGCUGUCAUAAAAGAGAGCAAAAUUAAAAUUUAGAAGGAGGCCUAUUGAGUUCUAUAGUGAUGGUAGAAACUGUGAGGGACAACUUUGGAACAACUAUUCAUGCGGUAUGCUGAAUACUAAAAGUAGAUAACAGAAACUAAGCCUGCUGACUGGUGGUGAAAAUGGGGCAAACUACUGCUUUUGUAAUGAAAGAAGAAAAGACUAUUAAUCAUGUAUUCUUUUACUGAAUAUACAGUUGAAAAGUUUGGAUGGAUAUAAUUAAUUGGUGGGACGUGAAGAUGCCGAUAACAUCAAGCCCGUGAUAAUAGUUCGAUUGAUGCCGAUAACAUCAGACCAUUUUAGAAGUUGUGGAUAUGUCUAUGCUUUGGAGUUUUCUCGUUGUUAUGGGCCAACAAAAUAGAGGUGUUUCUAAAAAUUGCUCAACAGAUUGGGAGCAACUACUGUUCCUUACUAAACUAAGACUAAGAUUUUGGAUGAAGGGAUGGAACUUGGAGACUUGGAGUAUCCUUUUACUCCAAGUGCAAUACUUUCAAAUAUUGAAGGUGUAACAAGCUGGCACCAAGCAAAAGAUAACAAGAACAUGCUCAGUUGGUUUCCUCCACCAUCAAAUACUUGGAAAUCGAAUGUGGAUGGUUCGUCGAAAAGUACAUUGGGCCCAAAGGAUAUAAGUGGUGUUCUUCAAAAUGAAUGCUAUGAGGUUUUGUUGUGUUUCUGCUGGUAUGUGUGAACUCUAUUGAUGAUUAACUUGCUUCUGUAGCUGCUGUUUUUUUUUUCUCUGUUUAUUCUUUUAUGUAUGUGUUGUGCUAAUCUAUAUUCAAGCUAGUCCUUGUAUUGCAGUUGAUGAUUGUAUCUAAACUGCUCUUCUGGUG